Fusarium tjaetaba is the source of this 2697-nucleotide messenger RNA. Its product is annotated as serine threonine kinase. The transcript is spliced from 8 exons. Bases 1 to 2697 code for a protein of 898 amino acids. Lineage: Eukaryota; Fungi; Ascomycota; Sordariomycetes; Hypocreales; Nectriaceae. The record is from RefSeq and is a predicted model, not a curated record.
AUGAGCUUCACAUAUCGAAAAAACAUCAAGUCUGACCAGCUUCGACUACUCCGUCCAUCAGAAUCCACUUCUCGCGACCUAUCUUUCGAGCUUGUCACUAUCCCACGAAAUUGUGCGCGCCCAUAUACGGCUGUAUCCUACACCUGGGGUACCGGCAGUCAGUCCAAAACAAUCUACUUAAAUGGUCAUUCAUUUAAAGUUAGACCUGAUCUAUGGAAUUGUCUUUACUACCUGGGCUACUCUGCGGCAUUCAGCUCCUCUCGUAUCUGGGUGGAUGCCAUCUGCAUCAACCAAAACGACGACGACGAGCGCAGCACUCAGGUCAGGUACAUAGGUCAGACAUACUCUGAAGCUGCUUUUGUUUCUGUUUGGCUUGGCCUCCCUCAUGAGAUUGGGGCGUUGUCGCUCAUUCGGGACUCAUCUUUGAAUCAUGGCGGAUUCAGUUGGAGCGGACAUAUACUUGAAUUAGCCAGCCGUCCCUACUGGACACGAUUCUGGGUUGUCCAGGAGUUCCUGCUCAACGACAAUGUCCGGCUUUAUUGCGGCGAGAACCACAUAGGUUUGCCCGACUUUGAGUCUCUGCUCUACGAGGAAAUCAGAGCUUCGCCUUUUGCAUAUUUAUCGCUAUGGAGUAUGGGCAAGACCUACGAUCUUUAUGAAGAGGAGCCAUAUUCAUUUCCCGCUCUAGCUCUUUUAGAGACACGCAGACUACGUGUUCGUUUGAGCCCAUCGUUAUCGCCAUCGCUGCAAGAUCUGCUCGAGCACCACAGACAAUCAAGAUGCGGCGACCAGAGGGACCGUAUUACCGGUAUUGUUGGGCUGGUGUUCACGGUCAACACAGGCGGCAGUAACACUCUAGACACUUCACCGCUCUUGAAGCGCUUUCGCGCACUCUUCACGGAGAGGGUGCCCAGUGUUGAGGUUCAAUUGGCUUAUGCUGCAGCGCCCAAGACUAACUACAAUGGGAAUCGCAAAUGCGGCUCUGCGGAAAAUCCCUUGGACUUUCAAGCCUACCAGUCACUUUUCCCCGACUACCGGCUUUCUGGCAGGGUCCUGCAGGCUUGGCUACGGCGCAAGUUCAAGGAUGACACGAUCAUUGUCGAAAGGGCAGAGAUUCUCAACAGUUACCGGUUGUUUCUUGAAGCACCAAAAACAAGGCUGUUUGAUGGGAAACAGGAAGAUAUACAUAUAAUAGAACAAAGCGAUGCUCUAAAGGGAUACAGUGAGCAAGUGGUAGAGAGCCCCACUGAUCUACGAGAGCACUUGCAGCAGAACCGAAAGGAUCCCCAGUUUUGUAUGGUCUACGAUACCCUUGACGCGCCCGAGGACAAGAUCACAAAGAUUCCAGAGCUCGGCCGGUCAGGUCGAGAGCAUACUGUGCAGUAUUUGCUGCGGUCGGCUGAGGAAUCAACUGAUGAUGGAGGGCAAGUCGUUUGGAACAUUCGGCAAAUGGCGGUCCACCAUAAAUACGACUUUGGUCAGGGAAAGACAUUUUGGCUGAAUAUCAAGACCAAUAGUGUCAUGCAGGAGAGGAUGAAAAAGGUGAUGGCAGAGGAUACAUCACUCAGCUCCGCUGCAGCCAAGGACUUACCAGGGUCUUUUUCAGCCACUCUGCUGACACAUCUGAUUCAUCUCGAGUGGUGUGACGAGUCAUGGCGGAAAUGCAUCAAUCACUUUGAGAUUGAGAUCCGAAAGGUACUGAAAAAGGCCAAGACAGCCCGGAUCGACAAGGACCCUAACUUGCGAUUAACAACUCUCAAGCGCAUCUUGACGAACAAGACGGAAGUAACAGAAAGCCCAAGCGCCCUGGCUCGAUGGGCUCAGAAACCCCUCAUGUCAUGCUUUUCUCCAGCCAGUGAGAAGGGAACAUGCUCAUCUGUUGUGCAACCUGUGGCGCCCAACAAAGCGGGGCUGCCAGCGAAUAAGGAGGACGCCGGACUUGCUAAGCAGCUUGAGAGCCUGAUGGUCCUUGAGACAUUUUCGUUCAGGGAGGUCCAGCACUUGCAUUUCUUGGCGGACCAGUUGGAGAGUUUCCGCCUGGUGAUGCAGUUGAAUCGCCAAGCUCUUCGAGAUAUCAUCGAGCACUAUGAGGAUCUAGCAAGUCGUACUAACUUCCCGGGUCUGAUCAAGGAAGCAUGCAAGAAUGAACUGGCUUCGUUUUCUCGCCGCGUGGAGCGUAUCAGAAAGAAUCUAGAGAUACGGAUCACCCAGGUAGAAUCACUGUUAUCUUGCCUGCAGCAGGGCAAGGAUCUGGUAAGGUCUUGCAGAACCCGCAGCCCACCCUCACCCGCUGAUCAUUCCUCUCUCAAUCAGUUCGAUGGCAUCUUACAGUACCGCAGCGUGCAGGUCAGCCGCAUCUUUACAGAGAGCUCGCACACGCAAUCGGAGAAGAUGGAGCGGAUCGCUUAUAAGACAGAGAAGGAGACAAUCUCGAUGCAUGUUAUCACCUGCGUCACAUUGGCAUUUCUGCCUGGGACAUUUGUAGCUGCUUUCUUCCAGAGUGGGCUUGUCGAGAUCAAUCAGGCUGCCACGGAUGUCCGGGAUGCGGUGACUUUCCAUCCGGGAGCUUUCAAGCUCUUUGCUGCCAUAUGCUUCCCUCUCAUGUGUAUUACUUUCAUCUUGUGGAUGUUCCUAUUCAAGUUCCUCUCUGGUAGAGCACUAAAGCGCUCGAAAGAGGAGUCUUUGGGGAGCGUCUGA